CGACUGUCCGCCUGAGCCUCCGUCUUGUCAUCUUCUCGUCGUGUCGUCGCCCAAACUACCACUCAGCGCAGCAUGACAUCGCUGCUGGCCCAGCGAGCUUCCUCGCUGAGGGGCCUCUGGUCUAUGGCGACGAGCACGUCAGCAGCAGCAGCCUCAUCAUCGUCAACAGCAUCAGCAUCAGCGGCGGCGUCUGCACCAUCGUCGAUGGCGAGGUUGCAUCGCAAUCCCUCCUCUCUGCGCUCAAUGACCACCACUUCCAUUCGUAGAGGUCUUGGCGGCAGCCUGAGCUCUCACUCGCUCUCAGUCGUAGAGACUCCUUCUCCCCCUCCAUCAUCAGCAGCUGCAGCCCACCAAUGGCGUCCUCCCUCCAUGGCUAGUCGCAAAGAACGUCGCCAAGUGAAGAAGAAGGCCCAGAAGAACGCAAAGAAGGCGAAGAAGGAGAACACACUGGCAGCGCAGAUGGGCCUGAAGCAGGAGACUGUCUCGCCUUUUGUGAGAGUGGAUAGGCAAUUCAAGACCUUCAAGCCUCUCACGCCUUCCUUGCGUUGGGUGAGGUACAACUUGAACCCGCAUUUGCACAAGGGUAGCCCGGAGCGCUCGCUCACUCGCGCUAAGCGCAGCACGGGCGGUCGCAACCAUCACGGCCAUGUGACGGUCCGUGGGCGCGGCGGCGGGGUACGACGUCGGAUUCGUCUAGUAGACUUCUAUCGCUGGGAGGCUGGCUCCCAAGAAGUGGUCCGAAUCGAGUACGACCCUGGCCGCUCAGCACAUAUUGCCCUUGUUAAGCACAAGGAGACGGGCAAGCAGAGCUACAUUCUGGCUCCUGAAGGAUUGCGAGCAGGGGACACAGUCGAGAGCUACCGUACCAACGAUGCUGUAGGCGGGUCGGGGGCUGAGGGAUCCGUUUCGGCACUUGACUUGGGUAUCUUCAGGACCAAGGCUAUUCGAGCAGGCAACGUUCUGCCGCUGCACUUGAUCCCCAUCGGCACCAUGAUCCACGCCAUCUCCCUCAUGCCCAACGGCCCCGCCAAGCUGGUGCGCAGUGCAGGCUCAUCGGGACAGCUCAUUGCCUUUACAAACCGCUCGAAGGCGCAGAAGACGCCGCUCGGAGAGGGAAGCUCAGCGAAUGAGAACACGGAGGAGGACGAGGCUGCGGCCACGGCGGCGGCAGCAGCAGAGGGCGAAGCAGAAAAUGGGGCAACCAACUCAGCGAUGGUGACCACCUCUCACGCCCAAGUCAAGCUUCAGUCGGGUGAAGUUCGCCUCGUCCCUGUCAACUGCUGUGCCGCCAUUGGCCGCGUAUCCAACAUCGACCACCAGCACGUCCGUCUGGGCAAGGCAGGCCGCUCACGCUGGCUCGGCCGUCGUCCCAAGGUUCGUGGUGUGGCGAUGAACAAGGUGGAUCACCCGCAUGGUGGUGGUCGUGGUAAGAGCAAGUCGAACUUGCAUCCGAGAAGCAAGUGGGGUGUCUUGCAGGGCAAGAGGACGAGGAAGCCCGGUGGGAAGAAGGGGAACAAGAUGGUCGUCAGGGAGAGGCCCAGGGGCAGGGCCAGUAAGACGAGGGCUUGAGUGAGGGUGUUCAGGAGGUAGACAGGUGGGGCAAAACUUCAUGUUGUGCGGACAUCAUGCAAUCUCAUCAUGACGGUGUCCCAUUCGCACCGUGUUCAGCGUGGUCUUGAC
This is a messenger RNA of Jaminaea rosea, 1680 nucleotides long. RefSeq names its product ribosomal protein L2. Bases 73 to 1569 code for a protein of 498 amino acids. The record is from RefSeq and is a predicted model, not a curated record. Gene Ontology annotation, molecular function: RNA binding; structural constituent of ribosome. Lineage: Eukaryota; Fungi; Basidiomycota; Exobasidiomycetes; Microstromatales. Gene Ontology annotation, cellular component: ribosome. Gene Ontology annotation, biological process: cytoplasmic translation. The transcript is spliced from 2 exons.